Molecule: messenger RNA, 1971 nt
Organism: Ectocarpus sp. CCAP 1310/34
Lineage: Eukaryota; Phaeophyceae; Ectocarpales; Ectocarpaceae
Source: the annotation of a GenBank genome assembly
AUGGACACGCGGCUUCGAUCGCUCUACGAGUGCUAUGAAGGGGCCCGUGCUGGUGCGGUGGACUAUCGCGACAUCUUGUGUUGCACGAUUGUGCUUCGGAGAUUCAAAGACAUCCGUGACAACCCACGCAAGUUGUUUCGAGACCUUAUCCUCUUGUACUCGGAUGUUGACGAGGGGCAGGUCGUCCAAAGGCAGGACGCUCUUAGAGUGGUGAGGAUAGGUGCACUACACGGAGGCCAUAUCCUGCAGACAAGCAACCGCCUGGACAAGUACCUCGCCGAGGAGGCAGGCCCACGAGGCCUCAAACCCACGUUCCGCGACUUAGACAUCACCUUCUUGAUGCAUACAAUCGAGGCGAACCCCUCAAUUCUGGUCGCGUUUCGAACUCAGCUUUGGCAGCGUAUUCCCGAAGCUUGGCGAUUGGGCGUGCUACAAGCGGUGGAAGCGAAGGGAUUCGAAAAAGCGAGCUCCGGCGCGAUGGCAAUGAAAGAGUACCGCGCGGCCCGGUGGUACACCAAGACCCUGUCGCGUCGAGUCAUCGUCCACUGGAAAAUCUUCAGGAACCGAGCGAAGCAGAUCAGAGCCCAGCGAGAACGCAUACAGAACGUUCGACGCCGCCAGACCCUUCGCGCUUGGCACGCUUCGGCGGCCGUCCACGUCCUUCGCCGCAAGCGCCGCGCGGUCGCCGACCAGUACGGGCGAAUCUGCACGCUCCGGCGCUACUUCUACAGCAUCGUCAAGUACGUGGAGGUGAAAAAGAGGCUUGCAGCCGUGGCCUGGAAGUUCAGCAAGCAGGGCAAGCUGGUAGUGGCCGGGGUGGGCUUGCUGCGCGGGGUUCUGCGGAAACGGUCCAUGCGGCUGGCCCUGCAGGCGUGGUGCGAGACGGCUUCUCUCAUGAACGCGUGGGGGUUUGCGGUGGACCUCGCCGGGGAACGGCUCUGUCGUCGGGUGUUCGCGGCGCUGAGGGACACCGUGAGGGCUGCGGUGGCGGCGAGGCGUGCCGAAGAUGAAGCCGAGAUGCGGGCGGCGGCUUUAGCCGAGAGUAUUGAGGAAGCGGAGAGAGAAAGAGUGCUUCUGGCUGAGCUCGCGGAAGAGAGGAAGAAGCGCCAAAAGGCAGAGGAGAAAGCGGCGCUUAUGGCCAGACGUGCCGCCGAACACAUCGAGAAGAUCGAGGCGGCCCAGGCCGGAUCCGUGGCCAGAGACGCCGAGGUGCUGCAGCGGCAGAGAGAAGCUAGAAGGCGAAGGGUUUAUGAGAACAGGGUCAAGAUCAAGAACGACUUUGACGCGACGUGGGAGGUAAAGCUGAGGGAGAUCGUCGAGAAAGAAAUGGAGUUGGCCAAGGAGUGGCUCGAGUCGGACCCCGAGGCACCGUUCAAGAUCCAGAAGGAGAUGAAGAUCCUCAAGAGGAAGUUCUACGCUGCGCCGCUACCGGAGACGGCGGAGCUGGAGAGGGCGCUGAGGGACCCGGCAAACUACAUCUUCGCACACAUGGCCAACCUGCUCUACAAGGAGAACAAGACGCUUCAACUGUUCUUCAACCAGUUCGACAAGGAGGGGGACGGCUACCUCACGCACGAAGAGUUCAAGGGCAUGGUGUCCAGCCUCAACAUCAAGCUGUCGGGGGAGCAGAUCCGGUCCGUGAUCCGAACGAUCGACCUGGACGGCGGCGGUUUCAUCGACUUUCCGGAGUUCGAGGCUGCCGUGAAGAGACACGAAGACGUCUGCGGGCAGGCUGGGUCGGUCUGGAAGAUGUACGUGUCGCCGGUACACGCCAUCAUGACUUUCCACAACGUAGAGACUAACGAGAUUCUCUGGGACUACAAGGCCACCGAGAAGGACCUGCUGAGAGUGGUGAAGGACAAUAUCGUCGGCUUGGAGGGGAUCGAGGCUAAGAAGAGGGCUGUUGAGGACCGGGAAAAGGAGUGGGAAGAGCUCAUUAGGAACAGGUGCGCUCCAAAAGAACGAAAAUGA